AUGGCUGAUAAUCUACCAAAGCUACCAUUUUCUUCAUAUACUCCUGAAUAUUCCAGAGAACUAUUAAACAUUGUGAAAAGCACUUUCAGCUAUUAUGUGAAACCAAAGUUUCCAAAACUGAAGCUAGAAAAUUUAAUUGAUUUGUUGGAAGAAACUGAAUAUCAUUUUGAACAGUACAAAUCAUGGCUGAAUAAUAAAUUAAAAAAAGGUAAUAUCAUUGAUACUACUAUAGAUAACGGCAGUAAUGAUAAUAAAGAUGAUAUUUUUGGUUUGGUAGAAUUCAUUAUUGGUUCUUUCUAUAUAUAUCUAAUUAUACCAGAAUCAAUCCAAUUUCACAGCAUUAAUAAAUCAUACUCUUUAUAUUUAGACAUGAGGAAAAUAUAUCAAGAUGAAUCUAAUAUGAGCAAUGUUCUAUUAAUGGUAGUUAACCAAGUUACAAAUAUUUUACAACAAAAUCAAGUGGUAAAUGACGUAACAAAAAUUAAUAGAAGAAGGGCAUAUUCAAUCACAAGUACCAAAUCAAAAAAUUUGUCAAUUAAUAAUCAGGACAAUAACGUAGCUUCCAAAAAUUAUCCCAAUUAUAAAGGAAAUGAUAGAGAAAGAGGAGAGGAAUAUGAUGACGAUGAAGACGAAGAUGAUGAUGACAAUUCCAUUUUUUGGAAAGCACCAGAAACCACAAGAAAUGAUCACUUGAUAGUACCAUCUAUUAUUAAUAAAACCCCUACACAACUUCAGGAACAGCCACCCUUUUUUUCGCCAGCUUUUAACAAAGACUAUACAAACACUUCCACCUUCGAUGUUAAUCGCUACCAAACACAUAGAAAGGACUCGUAUCAUUCUAUAUAUAUGUGGCCAAAUGAAGAAGAGGAACAAGACGAUUCAAUGGUGCAGUUAUUAAAAGUACAAACAACGUCAUCGAUAUCUGCAGAAAAUUUGUUUAGAAUACUAUCGGAUCAAAAUAAGAGUAAUGAACUGUUGCUUAUUGACUUAAGAUUACGGAAAAGGUAUGAAGCCAAUCAUUUGGUUAGCAAAUACAUUAUUAACAUCGAUCCAAGUUUGUUCAAAAGCCCCAAUGGCGGGAAAAUUCUUGAAUCAGCUAUUCAGUUAGAUAGCACUUUGAAGACUAGUUUACCCAAUGAUCAAUAUAAACUGUUUAACAAUAUAUCCUCUUUUAAGUAUGUGGUUUACUAUACGGACAUGAAAACAUAUAUGAAUAUUGAUUUUGACUAUCAAUUGAAAUUCUUCCAAAUACUGUACACAUCUGAUUUAAAAUUGCAACAUACACCAAAGAUUCUACUGGGAGGAUAUGAUCAGUGGAAAAAACUCUUGCAUAUAAAAGGCAAAGAAUCGCCAAAUUUUAACUCUUCUGCUUAUCUCUACAGACGCGAAGACACCCAUCACCACACACAUCAGCAUCCACACGUGACAUCCACUAGUCUGGCAAACUCGUCUUCCACUAGUAGCAACAGCAGUGGUAGCAGUUUUGAUGCUACAAAGAACAUAGACAAAGUACUUCUCUCCGGUGUAGCAGAUAUGUCGUCUGUAAGCCAGCCACCUGCGUUGCCACCCAAAAUACUAGUUUCACAAAACGCUUCUACAGCCUACAAUCGUCCAAGAAUGCCAAUACCGCAAAAGCGACUGCAAAACGGAUCGUAUAAUACAAAAGAGUUGGCGCGCACCCCAUCAAACCAAGCGAUAUUGAUACACGGUAUUCCAACAAUUGAAGCCAGUUCUAAUGAGUAUGUUUCACUGUCGGUGGCAGGAUUAAGAAAUUUGGGAAACACAUGCUAUAUCAAUGCAAUGGUACAAUGUCUAUUUGGCACACCCGUCUUUCGUGGUAUCUUUUUAUCAAGCAAAUACAGAGAGUACUUUCAACCAGAAUAUAAAAAAAAGUAUCAGUUGUCAAAAUCUUUCCAUACCAUAUUUACUAAAAUGUACAUGAAUGGUGGAUGUUCUGUGGUCCCUAGUGGGUUUUUGAAAAGUUGUAAUUUGUUGAGACCAGAUUUGAAUAUUCCAACGGACCAACAGGAUACCCAAGAGUUUUUAUUGUUUGUAUUGGACCAAUUGCAUGAUGAGUUGUCAAAUAAAGAGACUGUUUUAAAAGAUUAUCCUAAUUUGCUCUUGCAUUCAGACGAUUUACUAUGUGUUAAUCCUAAAAUGUAUGAUAAGUGGUUUGAAGAGAAUUUCAAUUCAAAUGGUGUGUCUCCUAUUGAUGAAAUAUUUCAAGGUCAAAUAGAAAACUGUUUACAAUGUCAACGAUGUGGGUAUUCGUCGUACAAUUACUCAACGUUUUAUGUUUUGUCUCUAGCUAUUCCGAGAGUUGAAUCUAGUAAAUUGUUGAAAACCAAAAAGAAAAAAAAAAUCAAGUUGGAAGAUUGUAUCAAUUUGUUCACUAAUGAUGAAAUCUUGGCUGGUGAUAAUGCAUGGGAUUGUCCAAAAUGUGGUACACAGCAUUCAAGUUUUAAAGAAAAAGAAAACAUUCGUAGUCGUGCACAUAUUAAAACGAACAAGGAAGAUAAUACAGAAUCAAACAACAAUCACUCUUCAAACAAAAGCAGCAAAGGUUUCUUCAACUUUCAUCACGGACAUCAUUAUCUGAGAUCUAGAAGUCCCUUCAGAAAAGAAGCCAAUGGCUCGACAUCCAAUGAGGAAAAUAUUCUAAUAAGUCCGUCAGAUUCCUCUUUAAAAAGAAGGCUUUGGAAAUCACACUCCAGUAAUACAGAAAACGUUAACAAUUCAAGUAAACUGAAUAACACUACAGAUGAUGGGAACAAUGGCAAGGGUUGGUCCGGAAAAUUAACUACCUUAAAGUCUUUGAAUUUUAUUACAAUGCCACCUAUAUUAAUCGUGCAUCUAUCAAGAUUUUAUUACGAUUUGACAAAGAAAAAUGACGCUAUUGUCACCUACCCUCUAAUAUUGAAUAUUGUUUUAAAAAAUAACAGUGUUGUAAAAUAUAGGCUAUAUGGACUGGUAAAUCAUUCAGGCAAUUUGAUUAGUGGGCAUUACACUGCAUUAGUUAACAAGGAUUUGAAUCAUUCUUUAAAUAAAGAUGCCCAAAGAUGGUAUUAUUUCGAUGACGAAGCUGUAAAAUUAGAUAAUAAUCAUGGUGAUAUUGAUGAAGGUGUUAUCAGUGUCUCUAGUAGAGACGUUUAUCUAUGGGUAUAA
This is a messenger RNA of Saccharomycodes ludwigii, 3165 nucleotides long. RefSeq names its product ubiquitin-specific protease UBP7 (gene UBP7). Gene Ontology annotation, biological process: protein deubiquitination. The transcript has 2 exons. Gene Ontology annotation, molecular function: cysteine-type deubiquitinase activity. Bases 1 to 3165 code for a protein of 1054 amino acids. NCBI's taxonomy places the organism in Eukaryota, Fungi, Ascomycota, Saccharomycetes, Saccharomycodales, Saccharomycodaceae. The record is from RefSeq and is a predicted model, not a curated record.